Molecule: messenger RNA, 252 nt
Organism: Emys orbicularis (European pond turtle)
Lineage: Eukaryota; Metazoa; Chordata; Testudines; Emydidae
Gene: PDE6H
Product: phosphodiesterase 6H
Exons: 3
Coding region: 1-252 (83 amino acids)
Biological process (GO): positive regulation of epidermal growth factor receptor signaling pathway; visual perception; positive regulation of G protein-coupled receptor signaling pathway
Cellular component (GO): photoreceptor outer segment membrane
Molecular function (GO): 3',5'-cyclic-nucleotide phosphodiesterase activity; cGMP binding
Source: RefSeq, a predicted model, not a curated record
AUGAGCGACGCCAAUACCCUCAACACCACAGAAGUGGCAGCUGGUCCCACCACACCACGCAAGGGACCUCCCAAGUUCAAGCAAAGGCAGACAAGACAGUUCAAAAGCAAGCCCCCAAAGAAAGGAGUAAAAGGGUUUGGAGAUGACAUUCCAGGUAUGGAGGGACUUGGAACAGAUAUUACAGUGAUCUGUCCAUGGGAGGCUUUCAGCCAUCUGGAACUGCAUGAGCUGGCACAGUUUGGUAUCAUCUAA